AUGUUCCGUCCGAAUGUGGAAGAAGGUUUUGAUUCCGAUGACAAAUUCAUCUAUGACUACCCCAUCAAUGUAAAGAAAACGAACGUCAGAAACGUGCCCAUUCUUAUAGGAUACAACAGUGACGAACGUCUCGCACAAUACGAAACAUUACCAUCCGCAGAUUUUGCAAAGCUAGACCUAUUUAACAAUCAUUUGCAAUAUUUUAAUCUAGAUGAUGACAGUUUUGUUGAAAUGGAGGCACUUUUAAGACAUUUCUAUAUAGGAGAUGAAAAAAUUAGUGAAAAUGUCAAAAAUGAAUUGAUUAAAUUCGAUUCAGACUUCUCUUUUAAUCAUCCAGUACAGAGAACUAUACAAAAAUAUUUAGACGCCGGAGCGAGGAACAUUUAUCAGUACGUGUUUUCUUAUGAUGGUAAAAGAAAUUUUGUUAAAGACAGAUUAAAUGUAACAGCAGCAGGAGCAGCGCAUGCAGAUGAGAUCGGAUAUUUCUUUGACAUUUCAUACAUGGGGCCACCCUCUUCGGAAGACCAAGUUAUCAUCGAUCGUGUCACCACAUUAUGGGCAAACUUCGUUAAAUUUGGAAACCCCACUCCGGUGACAACAGAAUUAUUGCCUGUACAAUGGCCGCCAGUCACAAAGGAAUCGUUGAACUACCUGAAUAUCGACUCUGAACUCAAAGUUGAGAAGAGGCAUUACAAAUCAAGAUGGCUUUCUGGGAUCUGUUUUAUAAACUCAAUGAAAAUGCCCAAAUUGGCUACGAAGACAGUUCUAAGGCUAUAUUUCACCUGGACGACAUGUAACCGGCGGUGCAACCAGUAA
Spodoptera littoralis (African cotton leafworm) is the source of this 816-nucleotide messenger RNA. NCBI's taxonomy places the organism in Eukaryota, Metazoa, Arthropoda, Insecta, Lepidoptera, Noctuidae. The record is from the annotation of a GenBank genome assembly.